Molecule: messenger RNA, 6120 nt
Organism: Xyrauchen texanus (razorback sucker)
Lineage: Eukaryota; Metazoa; Chordata; Actinopteri; Cypriniformes; Catostomidae
Product: mucin-2-like
Exons: 2
Coding region: 126-4901 (1591 amino acids)
Source: RefSeq, a predicted model, not a curated record
CUACUGAAAUUGAAGUGGCUAGUACAACAGCGAGUGAGUCUGUAGGAGUGGCACAACAUUAUACUGCUACACAAAAUGAGGUUAAUAGUGUGAGUAAACACAAGGAUGAAGCAACAGAAGACACCAUGCUAAAAUGUGAACCUGCUGAACAGGUAGUCGAGAAACCACUGGCAAUCAAGCUGCAGAUAGAAAAUGUGGAAAUUAAAGAUGAAAUACCACCACUAAUGGAUAUGAAUGAGGAGUCAUCAGCUGUUACCAAACUAGAAGUAGCACCCAUUUCACAGACACUGUCAUUGAGCUCUGAAAUAGAAGCAAAAACACUCAAGACAGCUACCCUUGAAGUGACAGAGCCAAAGGUAGAAACACAUGUGGCAACAGAAGUUGAAGUAGAGACGGAACUCAAAGUGGAGACCCCACUUGUGACAUCAGUGGUUGCAGAACUUGAGGUAGAUUCACCAGUAGUUACAUCUAUGACAAAAACUAUUGACACACACAGCUCUUCUGCAACAUCAGAGAAUCAAAACAAAGACACUGACACCGCAUUCUUGACAGAAGAGGGCAAAGAACAAGUUGUAGGGAUACCCACUGUAACCCCUGCGGUAUUGACACUGGCUGAAGCUCUGGAUGUAGUUACAACAGUUGUGGCUCUUGGCAACGGAUCAAGGCCUGUAACUUCAGUGAAAGACAUACAAGAUUUGACUCUAUUGGUAUGUACACCAGCUGUUGAUCCAGUGGCUGUGUCAACAGUAGAGAUGCAAAAUGUGACUCCAGUAGUCAAAACUUUAGCUCUCAGUUCGGGGAUAGUAACAGAUACUACACCUCCUGAAGUAGUUAUACUGACUGUGAAUGCAUUAUCAAAAACUUCAGUUGUGAGCUCAGUAGUAGAAACUCCAGUAAUGACCCCAGUGGUAGACACAACAACUGUGGCCCCACCAGUAGAAAUCCCAAUUGAGACUCCAGAGUUGAAGAUAUCAACGGUAGGAAAUGUCACAGUUGCACUAACUGCAACCCCUAUGGUGGAGACAUCAGUUGUUUCAGUGACAAAUAUUGAAAUGCCAAUAGUAGCUAUGCCAGCUGUGACCCCAGUAACAGAAACAUCAGUUGUGAGCCCAGUAGUCGAAACUACAGUUGCUUCCACUACAUCAGAAAUCACAUCAAAACCAAUUUCAGUUGCAGAGACAUUAGUUGUGACCCCAGUGAAUGAGACACCAGAUGUGGUUUCAGUGACAGUAACAGAGGCCAUAGCUCCAGUAAUAUAUCCAUCACAAGUUACAGCAGAAACAUCAGUUAUGACCACAGUAGUAGAAACUCCAGCAGUAAAACAAGUUACAGUGACAGAGAUACCAGCUGUGACCCCAUUGGUGGUUGCACCACUUGUGACUCCACUAGCAGAAACAUCAGUUGUGAGCCAAGUAGUAGAACAUCAAGCAUUAAAGUCAGUUGCGGUGACAGAGAUACCAGAUAUGACAACAGCUCUUGCAUCGGUGAUAGUAACAGGGGCUGCAUCUACAGCUGUGACUGCAAAAGCAGAGACACCAGUUGUGACCCCAGUGGUGGUGACACCAGCUGUGACUCCAGUGGCUGAAACAUCAGUUGUGACCCCUGUAGACGAAAGCCCAGCAGUAAAGCCAGUUACAAUGAAGGAGACAUCAGUUGUGACCCCAGUAGAAGAAACUAUAGCAGUAAAGCCAGUUGCAAUGAGAGAGACACCAGUUUUUACCCCGGUAGUAGUUACACCAGCUGUGACUCCAAUUGCACAAAUAUCUUUGGUGAUGCCAGUAGUAGAAAGUCCAACAUCAAAGCCAGUUGUAGUGACAGAGAAAACAGUUGUGACCCAAGCUGUAGAAAUUCCAGCAGUAAAGCCAGUUGCAGUGUCAGAGACAUCAGUUGUAACCCAAGUUGUAGAAACUGUAGAAAUUAAGCGAACUGCAGUGACGGAAACACCACUUGUGACCCCUUUAGUAGAAUCUCCAGCAGUAAAGCCAGUUGCAGUGACCGACGCAUCAACUGUGACAGCAGCAGUGGUGGUGAAACCAGUUGUGACUCCAGUAGCAGAAACAUUAGGUAGAAGUACAGUAGAAGAAUCUCCAGCAGUAAAUCCAGCUGCAAUGGGAGAGACACCAGUUUUGACCCCAGUGGUAGUAACACCAGCUGUGACUCCUGUAGCUGAAAAAUCUUUGGUGAUGCCAGUAGUUGCAGAGACACCAGUUGUGACCCCAGUUAUAGAAAUUCUAGCAGUUAAGCCAGUUGAAAUUACAGAGACACCAGUUGUGACUCCACUAGCUGAAGCAUCAGUUGUGACCCCAGUAGUAAAAACUCCAGCAGUAAAACCAGUUGCAGUGGCAGAGACACCAGAUGUGACAACAGCUCUUGCAUCGGCGAUAGUAACAGGGGCUGCAUCUACAGCUGUGACUGCAAAAGCAGAAACAUCAGCUGUGAGCCCAGUAGUAGAUAUACCAUUAUUAAUGCCAACUGCAGUUGCAGUGGCAGAGACACCAGUUGUGACCCCAGUGGUGGUGACACCAGCUGUGACUCCAGUGGCUGAAACAUCAGUUGUGACCCCUGUAGACGAAAGCCCAGCAGUAAAGCCAGUUACAAUGAAGGAGACAUCAGUUGUGACCCCAGUAGAAGAAACUAUAGCAGUAAAGCCAGUUGCAAUGAGAGAGACACCAGUUUUUACCCCGGUAGUAGUUACACCAGCUGUGACUCCAAUUGCACAAAUAUCUUUGGUGAUGCCAGUAGUAGAAAGUCCAACAUCAAAGCCAGUUGUAGUGGCAGAGAAAACAGUUGUGACCCAAGCUGUAGAAAUUCCAGCAGUAAAGCCAGUUGCAAUGUCAGAGACAUCAGUUGUAACCCAAGUUGUAGAAACUGUAGAAAUUAAGCGAAUUGCAGUGACGGAAACACCACUUGUGACCCCUUUAGUAGAAUCUCCAGCAGUAAAGCCAGUUGCAGUGACCGACGCAUCAACUGUGAAAGCAGCAGUGGUGGUGAAACCAGUAGCAGAAACAUUAGGUAGAAGUACAGUAGAAGAAUCUCCAGCAGUAAAUCCAGCUGCAAUGGGAGAGACACCAGUUUUGACCCCAGUGGUAGUAACACCAGCUGUGACUCCUGUAGCUGAAAAAUCUUUGGUGAUGCCAGUAGUUGCAGAGACACCAGUUGUGACCCCAGUUAUAGAAAUUCUAGCAGUUAAGCCAGUUGAAAUUACAGAGACACCAGUUGUGACUCCACUAGCUGAAGCAUCAGUUGUGACCCCAGUAGUAAAAACUCCAGCAGUAAAACCAGUUGCAGUGGCAGAGACAGCAGAUGUGACCUCAAUGGUUGUGACACCAGCACUUGUUUCAGUGAUAGUAACAGAGGCUGCAUCUCCAGUAUUGACAUUAACUGUGAUUGCAAAAGCAGAAACAUCAGUUGUGAGCCAAGUAGUAGAAAAUCCAAAAGUAAUGCAAACUGCAGUUGCAGAGACACCAGUUUUUACCCCAGUGGUGGUGACACCAGCUUUGUCUCCAGUAGCUGAAACUGCAGUUGUGAUUCCUGUAUUAGAAAUUCCAGAAGUAAAGCCAGUUGCAACCCAAGUAGUAGUUACUUCAGCUGUGACUCCAGUCGCAGAAACACCACUGGUGAUGCCAGUAGUCGAAAUUCCAACAAAAAAAUCAGUUACAAUGACACAGACACAAGAUGUGACCCCUGUAGUAGAAACUCCAGCCAUUAAGCCAGUUGCAGAGAUACCAGUUGUUACCCCAGAUGUGUCUCCACUAGCUGAAACUUCAGUUGUGAUUCCUGUAUUAGAAACUCCAGAAGUAAAGCCAGUUGCAAUGGCAAAGACACCAGUUUUUACCCCAGUAGUAGUUACAUCAGCUGUGACUCCAGUAGCAGAAACACCAUUGGUGAUGCCAGUAGUAGAAUAUCCAGCAGAAAAGUCAGUUGCAAUGACACAGACACCAGUUGUGACCCCAGUAGUAGAAACUACAGCAGUUAAGCCAGUUCCAGUGACAGAGACACCAAUUGUGACCCCAGUGGUGGCAACACCAGUUCUGCAUUCAGUAAUAGUAACACAGGCUGCAUCUUCAGUAUUUACACCAGCUGUGACUGCAAUAGCAGAAACAUCAAUUGUGUGCCCAGUAGUCGAAACACCAGCAGUAAAGCUAAUUACAGUUGCAGAGACACCAGUUGUGACCCCAGUGUUACAGACCUCAGCUCUGGUUACAGUGAUUGAAUCAGUGGCUACACUUCCAGUCAUUUCACCAGCUGUGAGUCCAUUAGAAAAUAAAUCAGUUGAAAGCCCAGUAGUAGAAACUCCAGCAGUAAAGCCAGUUGCAGACACAUCAGAUGGAAUCCAAAUGGUGGUGACACCAACUGUGAUUCAAACAGCAGAAACAUCAGUUGUGAGCCCAGUAGUUGAAAUUAGAGCAGUAAAACCUCCCACAGUUACAGUGGAUGAGACUCCAGUCGUGAAUCCAGAGGUACCAGUGACAUCAGUGACAUCAAUUGUCCCCUCAGUAUUUGGCACACCAGUUAUAAAUGAAGUGGUGGAGACCCCCACUGUGACCUCAACAGUAGAGAAACCUGCUAAAGCCCCUGUGUUAGGGAUACCAUCUAUUGCUUCAGUGGUUGUGACACCAGUGGUAAAGGAAAAAAUGGCAGAGCUUUCAGAUGUAUCUGGAAAUUAUAUUAAUCCACAACUUGUGACUGAGAAAGAGGUGAAGACAUCAGUUUUAACUGAAGGAAAUGCAAAGGGCUCCUUGCAGCAUGAGUCCAUUGCAACUUCAACAGAACUUCAAUCAGAGGUGGAAGAUGAUGUGUGGGAGGAUGCUGUAGAUAAUAUUGGAGAUGCUGUACUGACGCAAGCAGAUGGUGUGCCAAAAGAUACUGCUGCUGAAGAAGCAUCUGAUGCUCCAAUUUGAGAACUGUCUUGCUAUAUGAGAUGAAAGAAGCUGGUUUUACAAGAUGAGCUUGACUGCGGUCUCUUUGAACUGUCAUGUGUGACACCUCGUGAGGCUGUGUAAUCUACUGGCAGAAAUCAUUUCAGUGUAGAAACCCUGGCAACACAACUACUUUGGAUAAAUCGUUGUCAUAUUUAUAUUAAUGGUAUUUGUUCCUGUUUGUAUGAAUCUAAUCCUGAUUCUGACAUCAGACCAUUUAUAUCUCUCACUAUAUCAUGUUUUAUUCCAUAACAUUCCAUUUUGUUAAAACUUAUCUUAAUACAUGCAUUACAGCCUUCACAUUGAUACGUUUGGUAUUAAUAAAUUAUGAUUGUCAGUGGUGUAGUCAGGUGAAAUACCUAGUUUAUUAGGAUACUAAAUAAAUGAGUAAAGAGUUUAAUGGUAAAUUUAUUUUGAACAAUCAUAUUGUUCAAAAUAACAAUAUGAUUUACUUUUAGGGGGAACCAUGACAGUGGUCAUCUAGAUUUCUAUACUCUAAAUAUGUUGUAGUUAUCUGGUGCACUUUACCAAAGCUAUAAUGAGCAUUGAAAGUUGCUGUUUAAACCACUGUUUAUGACUGUAUUACAGGUAUUACCAGAGUAUUUAGGUACUAUUCUGCACUAAUGAUUUUAUUUUGUUCAAGAAAAAAGGCCAUGGUUACAAGUGACGUUUAAUUGACAGAUAAACACAAUUUAAGAAAACAUUAAUGUGAAUAUACAGCAUAUUUUUAAGUAUAAACAUCUAUUGAAGCAUGCACGCACACCAAUUUUAGUUGCAUUUACUGGACUGUCAUCAUGUAUUUUUAAAUAUCUACAUAAAAAAGCAUAUAUAAAAGCUUUAUAAACCACGAAUACUGAAGAUCAAUACACACUGCACAUGAUCAUCUAUAUACAUAUAUAGUAUAUACAUUUUUUAUUUUGCUUUAAAUGUUCUUCAAGCUGCCUUGCCUGUAUUAAAGUGGUUUGAAUGCAUCUGGCUUGAUAGAUUCAAAAUACAAUUUUGAACUUAUUCUAAUGUAUUGCUUUUCAGCAAUGAAGCAUCUGAAACCACCUGUACAACUGUGUUUGACUAUGCAUCUUAAAAGAAGUUGCAAUAUUAACAAUGAAUUAAAUGUAUUAGUUCCUAGACCUUUGUUAAAUUUCAUAUUGUAUUGUUUAAUACAUGUUAUAUUUCAAGUUUUAUUUAAAUAAAACAAACUUUA